Messenger RNA from Trichoderma aggressivum f. europaeum, 3243 nucleotides. RefSeq lists its product as uncharacterized. The record is from RefSeq and is a predicted model, not a curated record. The coding region runs from base 1 to 3243 and encodes 1080 amino acids. The transcript is spliced from 9 exons. Gene Ontology annotation, molecular function: protein binding. Lineage: Eukaryota; Fungi; Ascomycota; Sordariomycetes; Hypocreales; Hypocreaceae.
AUGAUGGUAGACAUUUCCAGUGAAAGUUUCACCCGCUCAUUGGACAAGUUCAAACGCAACCUGACGGAUGAGCAAAAACGUAACUUUUCGUCAUGUAACAUCACUGAGGUCAACAAAACUAUGCAAGAGAUCCAGGACAAAAUUGGGCCGGACAAGAAGCUGCGGAAUUUUACGCGACUGAAGAAAUUUCUUGAGGGCAUGAAGCAAGUGGAAGAACUCGUAACGAUCUUCCUCAACGUCAGUGAGGUCGUUGCUUUCGUCUGGGGCCCCAUCAAGCUUGCACUCAUGGUCGCCACCACGAGGAUCAAUACCUUGGAAAUGCUGCUCGAAGUGUACCAUGAGCUUGGCGAGGUUCUACACGGCGUCGGAAAAUAUGACCGGCUUUUCAAAAACCAUCCAGACGCUCGAGAAAUCCUUGAGACGUAUUUCUACAGCAUUCUUGAAUUCCAUCAUGCCGUCCUCGAGGUGUUCGCGAGGCCAGGCUGGAAACGACUCUUUGAUUAUGCUUGGUCGGCUUUCAAAACUCGGUUUAACCCUAUCAUCGACAACCUCAAGCGUCAUAGGGCUCUGCUGUCCGAUGAAAAGUUGACGGUUGUGAUUGAAGAGAUCCAGGAAUCUCGAGACGUUGCGAACAUUACGCAGCAGCAGCUGUCCAGUGAUAUAAAAAAACAGCUCGAUGAGAUCAAACAGUCUCUCAAAGAGAAAGACAUUGAGAAGCGCGAUUCUCUACUUAAGGAAAGACACCACCUCGUGACGAAGUUCGAGCCUCUGGAGUAUAACGCGGAUCAGCACAGGGCAUAUUCUCAGCGAGAUGUUCCGUGCUCCGGUGAUUGGAUCCUAGAGGAUCCAAGGUUCAAAAGUUGGGUUAACGGGGGCACUCAAAGUGUUUUAUACUUGAAUGGGAUGCCUGGAUCCGGCAAGACAACAUUGGUUUCACGGAUCGUCGAGCAUAUGUUGUCCCACAGGAAGGACUUAAAUGGAAUUGUGACAUUCUUUUACUUCGGGCGACGAUCACAACAUGGAAGCCACAAAACAGCCAACAGCAUGCUUCGAGGCCUGUUAACUCAGAUACUCGACCAGGAUGAUACCCUGCGGGAGUAUAUUUUCCAUAGAUGCUCCCAUCUCAACAAACCCGACAUUCAUCGUGAGCCGUUUCUCCAAGAAUUGGCAGAAGACUGCCUGUCGGGACAGCAACGCGUAUGGAUCAUCCUUGAUGGUCUAGAUGACUGCGAAGGAGUGAGCGAGGUCGACCGGACCGAAUCACGGCGAGUGCUCGAAUGGUUCCAAAGCAAGAUUUUGUCACGAAAUACGACUCAGAAUGGUUCAAUUCGUCUAUUGAUCUUAGGUCAGAGAGAUGGCCAUAUUGACCAAAUGCUCUUUCAACAUCCCGGGAUCAACCUAGACGCAACAGAGUCACACAUUAAAGAUAUUGAAACGUUUACAAGGUCAAAAGCGGCCUUGAUUAGGACGAGAUUUUCACUGGAUCCAUCGGCAGAGAGUCAAAUUGUCGAAAAGGUCGCGGCUACUUCGAAAGGAAUGUUUCUCUAUUCAAAGGUUGUCCUCGAAAAUCUUCUCUCGCAAGACUCUGUUGCAGACCUUGAGGACGAACUCAUGCAGGACAACUUUCCCCAAGUCUUGGAUGAAGCAUACGAGCGAAUUGCUAUUCGUGUUUUUAACCGCCCACCCCCUGCACGAAGGAGGUCAGCUGAGCAAAUUCUUUCCUGGAUAAUCUGUUCAGCCAGAAAACUGCGAUGGCGAGAAAUCCAGUCUAGGUUCUGCAUUUCUCCAGAAGAAUGGGCUUCCAACUUUAAGAAGAGGCGAGUGGACACAUGCAAAGUACUGUGCGGCUCUUUCGUGGAAGCAGAGCCUUGUUCAGACCACGGAGACACGCCAUCUGAACAGAUCAUUAGCCUGGUUCACGAAACUGCUGGCAGUUACCUAGCUCAUACUGGACGAGUUCGAAUUUUAGAAGACCAUGCCAGAACCGCCAUCUUUUGUUCACAGUACAUAACCUCACACCCAUUCACCAGCGAGCUGAAUGCCCUUGCCAUCCAGGAGUUAGCCGUGACGGGAUUCUACGGCUUCCUAGAUUAUGCCGUCGCAUUUUGGCAUCAUCACUUCGAGAGGGUCAUCAAUGGUGAAUCCGGUACGAACUCUGAUCUGGAGGCCGAAGCGCUACAAUCAUCGAAGCGUGUGCUCGAUAUUUGGGGUUCCAGUCAGCCACAGGAUCAACAGGAUGGUAAUCUGAUCUCGGAGCAACCAGUUCAAUCCGAUAUCGAGCGGCAAUAUCAGGCAGCUGGCGGUAUACAUGACAUUCACAAGCGCAUUAUCUCCAUCAGAAAGGCCAUCGAGGCCAUCGAUCUCAGUAGCCUGCCCGAUAGCCAUCGCAUUUCGUUCCUCGAAUUAAACGGACUUGCAAAAUUCAAGUGUCCAAAUCUACGGUGUACGAAAUUUUUCACCGGUUUCUGCGACGAACACGACCGAGACUUGCAUGUUCAGGCACAUGAACGACCUUUCAAAUGCCUGGUCGACGGCUGCUACGCCCGAGUCACGGGAUACUCGACCUCGCAGGCUUUGGAUGCACACACUAAGCGCUUUCAUGAUGAAGAUUCAGGGACCACCUUGUCUUUUCCGAAACAAUCAGGAAGAGAAGUAUCAGCCAUGCACGACGCUGCGCGACAAGGCAAUCUUGCGCUGGUCAAGGCACUCUAUGCAGCGGGCAUUCCAUUGAAUUUACCCAUCAAGCCCCGCGGCGGCCUGACUCCAAUGGUCCUCGCAGCUCGGAACGGCCAUGCGAAUGUUUGCGAAUAUUUCAUGCGUCAAGGAUUAGACGGAUGCAAGCGAACCUAUGGGGAUAUUUCACCAGCCGUUGAAGCUAUUAAACGAGAGGACAUCGAACUUUUCCGAUGCCUAUGGCACAAACGCAAAGAAGCUUUUGAUAGAUAUCAGGUACAGUCAUUGGUCAUUUCAGUUCUACGUCAAGGGUUACAAGAGCCUCUGGAAGAGCUACUCAAAGAUCUCAAGCCCGAGCAAGUUCGGGCCAACCUACCGACAAUACUUGAUGCGGCCUCCCGCAUAUCCACGCACAAUUUGGCCCAGAGAAAAAUGGCUCUAUAUCAGACACAAAGAAGGCUCCUGCAUUCAAUUGUAGGGCGAGCUUUCCCACCUCUGUAUGAAGCAGACGGAUGUACGCUCAAGAACGGUAUCCCAUUGGCUCGCCAGUUCUCCACUGGGCUUGUAUGA